This is a messenger RNA of Spea bombifrons (plains spadefoot toad), 1743 nucleotides long. It is a transcript of the gene LAMP5, whose product is annotated as lysosomal associated membrane protein family member 5. Bases 359 to 1201 code for a protein of 280 amino acids. The transcript has 6 exons. NCBI's taxonomy places the organism in Eukaryota, Metazoa, Chordata, Amphibia, Anura, Pelobatidae. The record is from RefSeq and is a predicted model, not a curated record. Gene Ontology annotation, cellular component: membrane.
UGCAGACAUCCCGCUCUGGAUUAAGAUCUUUUCACUCCUGAUCAUCUGAGUCUCCCUGUCUCCCCAUCUAGAUGACUGCUUUGUGGCUUGUGGAUGAAUGCAGCAAGGAGCCUGUUCUUGCAUGGAAGUGUUUCAGCACCUGGACAGCUCCUCAGCCAGCCUCCUCUGCGUGCCUGUGAGUGAUCUGCAUGUGCGCAGCUCUCCCAUUCAGCUCACGGUUCGAUCAGCUCUGUGCGGAGGAGCUACAGCUGCCUGGGACCUGAAGCUGACCAGAUCCUGAGAUCCUCUGUGAUCACUUAAAGGACAAGAGGACUGGGAAACCUGGAAACAUUACUAGAGAAAUCCUAAAGGGGAAAGCAUGGCUUCCAGGAGUUCUUGUGCUGUCCUGGGACUGCAAGCAUUCAUUCUUCUUCUGUACACGGUGGGUCGCAACAUGGCAGAACAAGAAGUUGAAAAUCUUUCUGGUCUGUCUAGUAACCCAGCGAAAAAUAUUUUUGCCAUUCGAGAAAAUGGGACAACGUGUCUUAUGGCGGAAUUCGCAGCUAAGAUAAUAGUACCCUAUGAAGUACCUUCCAUCAACGAAGUGGAUUGGGAUCUGGAAGAAGCGAUUAUCCAGUUGCCCAGAGAUACCGAAAUAAAAGGCAAAUGUUGGAAUAAUGAGUCUGAGCUGCAUUUGUCCUGGUUAGACAAAGCUUACACUCUCAAGCUGUCUUUCCUGAAGGUAACUGAAUUUGAAGAUUCCACUAAAUCCCACGGAAAAAACUGGAAACUGAAUAAAAUCCAAUUUUCUUAUAACGUUUCGGAGCGCACAAAUUUCAAGAAUGGCGCAAGACCUGGGAAGCACACAGCCAGCAAGCAACAUCUUUCGCUCAUGGUCACCCCAAUUGGAAUGUCCUACGAAUGCGACUCUCCAGAAAGAGUCAGCCUGACCUCUACCGAUCACCAGAAAAUCGUGACCUUGCUCCUCUCCGACGUUCACAUUCAGCCAUUCGAUAUCAACAGUGAUUUUGUUUACAGCGAAGAUUACAGGUGUCAAACAGAUCAAAGAAAACAGCUGGAGGAAAGCCUGCCGGUGAUUCUGGGCAUAACCUUAGGAGUGGCCAUCGUGAUCAUCCUUGCCGUGUAUCACAUUCAUCACAAAAUGACAGCAAACCAAGUCCAGCUUCCUAGGGACAGAUCUCUAUAUAAGCACAUGGGAUAAACAAAGACUUAUUAAAUGCAGGGCACAUGAAUCAUCAGGUAGAUAAAGCAACUGCACUUUUCCUAUUACCACUUACCUUUGAUGCCCUUUGAUCUAAUCAGUAAAAAGUGCUUCCCGGCUUUCAUAUAUGUACAGCGAGGCAUUGGGAACCGAUCUAUAGAUUUAAAUAUGAUAUGUGUGCCAAUAAUUUUUCAGUUAUAGCAUUUCGCUAUUUACUUGUAUCCUUUUCAUUUCCAGCGGGUUACAAAAUUCAUCUCUCACCCCUCUAGCACCCAAAUAGUUAAGAUAGGGGGGGGGGGUUCAUAAAAGUUCAUAACGCACAAUUCUAGUGGUUGCUUCAUUAUGUAUUUAUUUGCACACAUCAUCUGUGGUUGGAAUCUCAUUGCUAAUAGGACCUAUGCAUGAUAAGUAUUUAUAUCUUAGUACAAGAUAAAAAAUAACAGAAUAUUGAAAAUAUAUAUUGUUAAAUAAGUUUAGGCUUUACAAAUUAUUUUAUACAGACAAUUGAAAACACCAAAAUUGUCAACUUUGUUUUCUAAAAG